Messenger RNA from Lolium rigidum, 851 nucleotides. RefSeq names its product protein CHAPERONE-LIKE PROTEIN OF POR1, chloroplastic-like. The record is from RefSeq and is a predicted model, not a curated record. The transcript has 4 exons. Gene Ontology annotation, cellular component: chloroplast membrane. The coding region runs from base 1 to 729 and encodes 242 amino acids. NCBI's taxonomy places the organism in Eukaryota, Viridiplantae, Streptophyta, Magnoliopsida, Poales, Poaceae.
AUGGUGGCGCUGGAGGAGGUUGCCGAGCGGGAGGCUCGGGGACGGAGCGGAAGGCUCCAGGCAACGGCGCAGCAGCGACGCCACGGUCAUCUUCAGCCAAGUUUAUGUGUAUCCGCAGAGUAUGCUCCUGUCUUCCGAAGGUACCGUGAGCGGGAUCCCUACAAGCUUCUUGGUGUUGAUCGUGAUGCAUCUGAAGAAGAGAUCAGGAGUGCAAAAAACUUUCUAAUUCAACAGUAUGCUGGGCACGAAGCAAGCGAAGAAGCUAUUGAAGGUGCUUAUGAGAAGAUAAUAAUGAAGAGCUACCAGCAUCGGAAGAAAACAAAAAUUAAUCUUAAGACCAAGCUAUUGAAGCGAGUCGAAGAAUCCCCGUCAUGGGUUAAGGCUUUGCUUGGAUACUUUGAAGUGCCAUCAAUGGAUAUUAUUUCCAAAAGAUUGUUCUUUUUUGCCUUCAUCGCCGGAUGGAGCAUAGCGACUUCUGCUGAGAAUGGACCUGCAUUCCAGCUUGCGAUAUCACUCUUCUCGUGCAUAUACUUCCUUAAUGACAAGAUGAAGAACCUUCUCAGAGCCUCCACCACUGGGUUCGGAGUACCUGUCGGUGGCUGGAUCAUUGGUUCAAUGUUGGUCCCUCUUAUUCCAACAUUUAUCAUCCCACCUACAUGGUCCCUUGAGCUUCUUACCUCGUUGGUUGCAUAUGUUUUCUUGUUCCUGGGGUCCACUUACCUCAAAUGAAACCCCGCCAAUCUUGUAACCUGGAACUGUAGAAUCGUUGGGAAAUUUUGGCAGUCUCUGAUAUCAUCUACUCUUUGUUUCGGGGAAUUAGGUGAAUUAACUGACGGUGCUCUUGAAUCCUC